CGCUGCUGGUGUCAGUCGCCCUGGAUAUGCGCAGGGACGCGGUCGUGCAGGGCCUGGCCACCAUGCUCCUGCUCUCCGGCAUGCUCUCGCUCGUGCUCUGCUCGGCGCUGGCCGGCCUACAGCAUCGGCAAGCGGUGCAGCGUGAACGCCGGCACGACACCGCCUGCAUCUACAAGGCCUGCCACGAGACCAAGCCGGGCUUCCUGAACGUGCACAUUGUAAGCCACACCCACAACGACGUUGGAUGGGUCCACACUGUGAACUUUUACUACAGGAACUGUGAUAGCCGGAUUGAAAUCGUGUUCCUGGGCUGGCUACGGAUGAGGCGACGCCCGGCAUACAACGGACAAAGGAGGGCGAGAGAGUUUCUUCAGAUCAUCGGGAAACAGAUCAAGCAUUACUCUACAAACCACACCGUAGUGACUAUGGGCAUGGACUUCCACUACAGGGACGCUUCCAAGUGGUUUCGCAACCUCGACAUGCUCAUCCAUUACAUCAAUGCCGAGCAAGCCAACGGCAGCCGCGUGCACGCCUUCUACUCGACUCCCGCCUGCUACCUGAAGGCUCUGCACGACAGUGGCGUGCGGUGGCCCGAUUUCUCGGAUGAUUUCUUCCCGUACGCCGAUCAGGAUCACGCUUACUGGACCGGCUACUACACCAGCAGGCCUAAUUUCAAGUACUACGCGCGCCACGCCAAUGGUGUUCUCCAGGCAUGCAAGCAACUCAAGGUCAUCGGCCAGUUGGAUGACAGCGCAGACGUCGACACUCUUGCAAAAGCCGUGGCGGUGUUGCAGCACCACGACGCAAUAUCGGGCACUCAGAAGCAGCAUGUAGCUGAGGACUACGUGUACAUGACUGAGAUAGGGAUCAAGCAAUGUGAGGACGUAUUCAACAAGGCGUACCAACGAAUGCUGCUAACGGACGCGGCCGGUAAUGCCUUCCAGCCGGACAUCUGCUUGACUUUCUGCCCGCUUCUCAACAUCAGCAGUUGUGAAAUCACCGAAACAGCUGACGAGUUCUUUGUUUUUGUCUACAACCCGCUGUCUACAUCUGUACGAACAUACGCGAGGCUGCCCAUUACGGGUGGUGGCUACGAAGUGAAAGAGCUGCCCGGACAAGUCAUCGAAGCGCAGCUCGUGCCGGUGCAACGCAAGGUCCUCCGCAUCCCCGAGCGGAGGGCAUCCAGGGCGACAUCGGAGAUUGUCUUUCCGAUGCAGCUGCCGCCCAUGGGCGUCACCACCUACCAGCUGCGGAAAUACGAAGGUUUUACACUCCGAGACAGCGAAAGCAGCGCUGUUUUCGAUGGUGGCAGCGAAGCCCCUGCCAUAGACAAUGGCAAGUACCGGCUGUUCUUGGACCCCGUGACGGGCCUCUUGAAUCGCGUGAUGCUGCUUAACACAGGACUGGAGGUUCCCUUCCGUCAAUCGCUGUUCGCCUAUCUGGCCUACGAAGGCGUCGUCGAGAAGCCCUCAGGCGCCUACUCCUUCAAUCCAGCUGACGAUCAGCCCAUCGAUCUAGGUCGCCGAGUCAACUACAGCCUCGUCAAGGGCCCCUUGGUGCAAGAGAUCCACCAGACUUUCAGUGACUGGGUCUCCCAAGUGAUUCGGCUGUACAAGGACGAAGACAUAAUCGAAUUUGACUGGGUCGUUGGGCCUAUCCCGUUCAGCGAAGGACAUGAGCCCAGCCGCGGCAAGGAGAUCAUCUCGCGAUUCCAAACCUCCAUUUGGAACCAUGGCACAUUUUACACCGAUUCCAAUGGCCGCCAAACAAUAAAGAGAAUGAGGAACGCUCAUCGACCGUGGACCAAAACCAUCGUAGAGCCCACUACGUACAACUACUACCCGGUGGUGUCAUGGAUCUACCUGAAGAAUGAAACUCACGACCUCCAGUUGACAGUGUUUCCAGAUAGACCACAAGGUGGAAGCAGCUUGCAUGAAGGCGAACUAGAAUUGAUGCUUCACCGGCGGCUGCAGUAUGACGAUUCUUUCGGCGUCGAAGAGCCCUUGAACGAGAUUGGCGUGGACAAGCGGGGCCUGGUAGCCCGUGGCACGCAUCGCGUUUUCUUGGGCUCCAUUGAGGACUCCGAACGAAUGCUGCGCUCCAUGGCCAACCGACUCGUGUUCUCGCCACAGUUCGCCUUCCACAAGCGUGACCGGGCACUGCUCGACAUCCCAGUGCCAAGGGCUAGUGGGCUGCAGUACCCGUUACCACCGAAUCUUCACCUGCUGACAUUAGAACCUGUCGGAGGGAACCGUGCAAUCAUCCGCCUAGAACACCUCUACCCCGGAGUCAAAGACAACCAGCUCAACAAACCUGCUUCAGUGUCCCUUAGGAACAUGUUGGUCCCAUACACCGUGACGGCCGCUGAGGAAACCGUGCUGUCAGCGCACGAGUACUUGCGCAACACGACCAGGUUCCACUUCGAGACGAGAGACUCUGUCACGGCGUCGUCUAGCUCAACCCUGCUGCUCCGUCUGGCGGCGCAUCAGAACGCAGUUGUUGACACCGGCGCCUCCGCAAUGACGUCGUCGCCCAUCGACGACCGGCUCUUCACAGUGACGGUGAAUCCGGGGGAAAUCAGGACGUUCCUGGUGACACUAGAACCCAAAGCUUUGGGCUAACUGACUGGCUACUCUCCAUCUAUACUCUGAGAAAAUUGGACACGACGCGAUUUUUUAUUCUUUCGGAAUGAUAUAGACGCUGCUGGUAUCAGCUUCACAUCUAUAAUGUAGUGCAUCGUCGAAUCGCCCGCCCAGGCAGUCAUGUCGGCAGGAUAGAUUUACACAGCGGCAACGUAUGCGGUCCAGCUCGUGGGCUGACGUUCUCCUUACUGAAACUCGGUUCUUUUGGAUAGGUACCGAUGCACCAGGCACUGGUAUGUUUCAGCUCAGUAGAACAGCAUAGUUUUUUUUGUUUAUUUCACUUUGGGGUAAAUAUUUCAUGGCACACAUUGGAAAAAAAAAAACAUGCUGGCAUUUACAGACCUGGCAUAGUUCUUUACAUGCUCAACUUUUGUGUUGUUCGGACGAGCUGACCACUGAACAACAUCAGGAAUGCAUGAAAUGUCUGUCCUUUUCAAUAUUCCGCUUACUAGUUGCGCAUAGUCAAGUGAGAAAUGAUAGGAAUCAGUGUAAAAUACCUACACAGCAUCACAUGCUUAUGAAAUUAGCUUGCUGUCUUAUUCGGCAAAAUCAUGUUUCGUGCUAGUUUUGUCUUAUCGGAAAUUCCUUUGUGACAUACCAGCUUGCUCUGUGAGCUUGUUAAACUGUAUUGUUGAAAUCGCCGUGGUUCUUCCACAACGAUCAUGGAUGAACACACCUCUGACCAGGCAGACUAAUCAAAGCAAGUGAAUGUCUCAUUCUGACAACUCCUAACAUUGCUGUCAUUAAGGGCUAAUUAUUUAAAUUAUUGUUACUUGCACGUAAUACUCCCGCGUGGCGAUGUUGUAGUGAAAAUGACAUAUUUGCAUUUAUAGACUUGAUUUCAAUGAUUCGCACUUAUAUUAUACCUGACAGCGCACACAAUAUUACGCGUGUCCUAGAGGUUCCUUACUCAAUUCUGCUUUCAUUAUUUCCUUGAAUGAAUUGAGCAUGUGUAACAGCGUUAGCCGUCAGCAUGUCUGGUAGCUGUUGCCACUGGAGGGAGCGCUGGUUGUUCCAAGCAUUAACGUAUUGUGGCUAAGACUGCCCCAAAGUUGAGAGGCGCUUAGUUUAGUGCCUGAGGUUGCAAAACAUCGCCUCACACAUCUAGUCUACUGUGAUAAGCGGGACUUUUCUUAUAACUUUUAUCUAAGGCCCAUGAGCUGAGGCAUGACGUCUGCAAGCCACUACAGUUCGCUCUCACCUUUUUUGGGACAUCGUCGUAACCUCACAAAAGGCGAUCGCUAUCUGAAAAUUGACUGUGACGUUUAAUGAAAAAGCAAGAGACAUCACAGGCUUUCUCAGCGCUUGCAAUUCAGCCGCAUGUUCAGUAAGAACUGAAAUCUGGUGUAACCUUCCGCAUCUUGAACAAAGCAAUGCUGCUGUGAACUUGAGAGAGGGCAGCCUUUUUUUAUAUCUUACUAGAAGAAAGACAUUUUAACAGCAAGGUAAAACUGUCGAGGAAAACGUAAAAAAGGUUGAAUCGCUAGGCUCUACAACACAGGGCUCAAAGUUUAAGAGUGGGUGCAUCUGGAACCUACGCAAAUAUUUCGCUCCUCAUCGACCACUGCUUGCCAAAGAGAGGACUUCGGGCACAGGGAAUGGAGAAUACUCAUUCUUAACAUGGGCAGACAGCCUUUCUUGCGUCUUUCUAGCGCACAUGCAGCUGCUGUCUGCAGGUAUCGGUGAUGCUCAGCGUGCAAGAGGGGAUGACGUAUCAUUCGUAUCAAGCCUUGCAUUGAUCGGCUGAGUAAUUUCCGUAUGGCACACUUAGGCCUCCACAUUUUGAUAAGGUCCAAGUUUUACGUCCCUGUCCUUGCAACAAUAAAUAGCUUCUUCAGCCUGGCCCAAAGGUC
Rhipicephalus microplus (southern cattle tick) is the source of this 4495-nucleotide messenger RNA. Its product is annotated as lysosomal alpha-mannosidase. Gene Ontology annotation, molecular function: alpha-mannosidase activity; carbohydrate binding. The record is from RefSeq and is a predicted model, not a curated record. Gene Ontology annotation, biological process: mannose metabolic process. Gene Ontology annotation, cellular component: lysosome. Lineage: Eukaryota; Metazoa; Arthropoda; Arachnida; Ixodida; Ixodidae.